AUGGGUGGGACUGCAGCCUCGGCCGCAGACGAGUCGAUCGAGGUCCCGGGAGGGCGGGUCCCCGUCACCCGGCGCCUGGCGUUCCAGGGCGGACCAGCGAGCCCAGACACCCCCAAGGUGCCGUGCUACCGCGCCCUGGACGGCGCCGGGCGGCCGCUGGAGGGCGCGGCGGUGCCGCACCCACUGGGGGAGGAGGACGCCCUGCGGCUGUACGUGGCGAUGGCAAAGAUGCAGGUGAUGGACACACUGUUUUACGAGGCGCAGCGGCAGGGGCGGUUCUCAUUCUACAUGACCUGCGCUGGGGAGGAGGCCGCCAUCAUAGCCAGCGCGGCGGGGCUCGACCCCAAGGACCAGGUGUUUGCCCAGUACCGGGAACAGGGCGUCCUCCUGUGGCGCGGCUUCUCAUUCGACGACUUCGCCAACCAGGCGAGCUAA
This is a messenger RNA of Monoraphidium neglectum, 435 nucleotides long. Its product is annotated as 2-oxoisovalerate dehydrogenase E1component, alpha subunit. The coding region runs from base 1 to 435 and encodes 144 amino acids. Gene Ontology annotation, biological process: branched-chain amino acid catabolic process. NCBI's taxonomy places the organism in Eukaryota, Viridiplantae, Chlorophyta, Chlorophyceae, Sphaeropleales, Selenastraceae. Gene Ontology annotation, molecular function: oxidoreductase activity, acting on the aldehyde or oxo group of donors, disulfide as acceptor. The transcript has 5 exons. The record is from RefSeq and is a predicted model, not a curated record.